AUUUCAAAACACUUGGUAUGACAAAACAAAAAGGUUUAAUAUACAUCUUUCUAAUAUCUCUGUAAAAAGCACAAAAUAUUAUAAAAUGAUAUUAAUCUUCAAUAUCAACAGUUUGGCAAAAAUUACAAAUACGUAAAUUGCGUCUAUUCUAUCGGCAUCAUAACGUCCAAUUUCAAACUGUUGGGAAGAUAAUCUCAAUCACGACAUAACAGUAUAUAAGGUAAUGAAUCUAAAUAUUUUUCAAACACAAAAAGACAGUUAAAAGUUCUAUAUGUAAACAAGGAACGACUGUUAUUCGUUGUUUGAACUGUGAGUUGAAAGACUACAAGUUAUAAUAUGAUGGAUUAUUAUUAAUAAAGAGGCAAACGGUCGAAUGUAAAGGAACGGAUUCUCCUUUGACGUCAGAAGGUAAUAUUGAGAUGGAUGCAAUAAUUAUGGACGGAAGAACGCUAAAUUCAGGCGCUGAAGCAGCCGUGAAAAAUCCUAUUGUUCUGGCCAGAAUGGCAAUGGAGCAUAUAUCUUGUUCAAUAUUUUCACUUGUUCCGAGAGAGAAAACACCGACUGAUCAAACUAUGUCGACCAAUGUGGAACCUGCUAUUAUUGUUCAUGGCGGGGCAGUUGCGUUCCCAGGUGACAAGAAGGAUAGAGCCUCAGAAGGAACAAAGAAAGCUGCUUCUAAAGGCUACCGCAUGCUGAUAGAUGGAAGAUCAGCACUUGACGCCGUACAAGCCGCUAUCUGUGUACUAGAGAAUGACCCCACAUUUGACUCCGGAACGGGUUCUCCUUUGACGUCAGAAGGUAAUAUUGAGAUGGAUGCAGUAAUUAUGGACGGAAGAACGCUAAAUACAGGCGCUGUAGCGGCCGUGAAAAACGUGAAAAAUCCUAUUGUUCUGGCCAGAAUGGUAAUGGAUCAUACGGAUCACUGUCUAUUGGUAGGAGAAGGGGCUAAUCAGUUCGCUGACGAGGAAGGUGUUCGCAGAAUACCAAAGGAAAACCUUAUCACUGAGGAAAAUAGAAAGAAAUUCAAAGCUUCCUUCGGCAAAGCACUGACAACUGAUUUUAGUACAAGGGACCAUGACACAGUUGGAGCUGUCGCUAUAGACAGAGAAGGUAAUAUUGCGUUUGGAACUUCAACAGGGGGAAUAACCAACAAGAGACCAGGCCGAGUCGGCGAUAGCCCUAUUGCCGGUAUAGGAGGUUAUGCCGACAAUAAUGUAGGAGGGAUCUCUUGCACUGGUCAUGGAGAGUCUAUAACGAGAGUUGCCUUGGCGUAUGACAUUAUAUCACUGAUGAAAUACACAAACAGGUCUACACAAGAGGCUGCAGAUUACGCUCUUGGUCAGAUGGAAGGCAAACUGCGAAAUGCUAAGAAUAACUUCGGAGCAGGGGUAAUAGGUAUUGGCAAGGAUGGUAACCCUGUUUACUCAUUUAGAACUGGGCAGAUGGCAUGGGCCUGGGCAAAGGAUUGGAAACUACAUAAUGGUGUUAAUCCUGGAGAACAUAAUACAUACACAAUUACGCCUGACGCCAAUGGAGAAUACAAACUUAAUAAGGACUAAUGAAGUGGCAAGAGAUAUAAAAAUGGCGAUGAAAUUGCACUAAUAUGUACACGGAUCAUUAGAAUUAGAAAUCUUUUUAUUGUACAUGUAACAGACGCAAGUGCCAAUAUGACACGUCAGUCAUGACAAAUGACGUCACAAAUACGUGGACUUAUCAUUGAAGUUCCUAUUUUAGAUUCUUUAUAUUUUGGGAAUAUGUUCCAGCAGAUAUUCUAAAUAUUGUUCCCACGUGUCCAUAGAUGCACUAUGCACUGCAGGUGUUUGACCUUUGUUAUUUUACAAGAUACUUUCUGAGCUUUAUUUUGUAAUCAGUGCUUCAUAUAGAUCUAGUUUAUCUGUAACUAGGCUUUGGUAGUGUCGUUUUCAAAAUAUUACAUUUCUUAGAAACAGUUAAAACGUUAAAACACUGUUAUACUAUGUUAACAAAACCUUAAUAUUUACAAAAAUUCCACUUUAAUACGAUUUAUCUUUGUAAAGUUAUGUAUUGGAUUGUAUAUGGUAUUAAAACUAUAAAAAAAAAAUCAAUUUCUGUUCUUUCUUUCUCAGCCAGUGUUUAUUAUUGUUUAAAUUAUUAUUGUUUAAAUAUGUUUUAUUAGACUUAAGUCUUGUUAUUUUGUACGAUAAAUAACUGCCGUCUUUAGUGAAAAAGCAGUAGGUAAAGUUAUUCCGCUGAAGUGAUAACAAUAUUGAAAAUUGUCAUGCAACUACGGGUGGGGUGGCGGAAGUUUGUUUUGAUAAUGAUUGUUGAAAAAUUAAGUAUGUUAUAUUUUGUUCUGUCUUAUUUGUUAAAGUCACUUGUGCAUGGCUUGGACUGAUGGCAUAAAAGCUAUUUAUAUU
Messenger RNA from Mercenaria mercenaria, 2396 nucleotides. Its product is annotated as isoaspartyl peptidase/L-asparaginase-like. Gene Ontology annotation, molecular function: asparaginase activity. The transcript has 8 exons. The record is from RefSeq and is a predicted model, not a curated record. Lineage: Eukaryota; Metazoa; Mollusca; Bivalvia; Venerida; Veneridae. Bases 420 to 1559 code for a protein of 379 amino acids.